Messenger RNA from Austrofundulus limnaeus, 2436 nucleotides. RefSeq lists its product as uncharacterized. NCBI's taxonomy places the organism in Eukaryota, Metazoa, Chordata, Actinopteri, Cyprinodontiformes, Rivulidae. Gene Ontology annotation, biological process: DNA integration; DNA recombination. The record is from RefSeq and is a predicted model, not a curated record. Gene Ontology annotation, molecular function: DNA binding.
AAUUGUACAAAUGUCUACAGUAAUUAUUAUUUUUAGUGUGGUCUUGAAUGCAAUAAGUAUUAAACUCUAUGCUUCCUGAACCUAAUCAGAAUGUAUUUUUGUUCAUUAGUCUUCAAGAAAAAAUCAAGAGGCAAUGGCGUCAUCGGAGUCUAAUUUUCAAUCCACUAAAGAAUCUCUGGACAGUGACAACAGCUCAACGUUGUGCAUCCCAGAAAUAUCUGAUGCUGAUUUUGCUGUUCCUCCUCUGUCAAGAACUGACAGUGUAUUUUUUACCAAAGAUUUCAUCAAAACCUUGUUGAAGAACAAUGAGGAAUCAGAGGCUUCUUCAAGCUGUGUUGAAAGCUCUGAUGAGUAUAUUCCGCCAAAACACCAAGCCACUUCUGAUGAUUCCAGUGGAUCGGAGCAAAAAGUUUCAUUGAAACGAAAGAAGAUACAGAAGACUUACAUAAGAAAAAAACGGCACACUUCUCCAGUAACAGACAGCGCCACUGCAGAAAGCGAAAACUGUGACACAAAACAAGAUGUUUCUGUAAUGAAACUAAAGAAAAAAAAAGAUGGAAAAAGACUUUACAAUAAGAAACACUUUUGUCUGUACUGUCCUGAGCAGUGCCUUAAGAUGGCAAGACACUUGGUGCGUAAACAUAGUGAUGAACCUGCUGUUGCGAAAGCUCUAAGUUUUCCUUUAAAAUCAAAAGAAAGAAAACUGCAUUUGGACCUAAUUAGGAACAAAGGAAAUCGAGCUCAUAAUAAUGAUGUUUUGAAACAUGGCAGUGGAACUCUUGUUCCUAGCCAGCAGACAUCAAAACCAGUGACGGCAAAUGACUACAUGCAUUGCAUUAAUGGUGAGGCCUUGCUUAAAAGAAAGACUUUAUGGAGGCACAUGUCYAGAUGUAGACUUUCACAAAAAUGCAGCUCACAAAAGCCAGGCAAAAGUCGAAUUCAGUCCAUCUGUUCSUUUGCACAGCCUGUCCCAGAAGGAAUAAGUGAAAAGUUUUGGGAGAUGGUACAUUUAAUGCACAUCGACAAAAUCACAAAAACUGUCAAAGAGGAAAGUUGCAUUUUAAGGUUAGGGGAACACUUGUAUGCAAAGCAUGGACACGACAAAGGGAAACACGAGUACAUCGGACAAAAAAUGCGAGAGCUGGGUAGACUGAUUGUACUUGCAAGAAAAACUGGGAAGGUGAAAAAAUUUGAAGACUUUUAUAAACCUUCCAAUUUCAACUUGGUGAUCGAUGCAGUGAAGGAAGUUGCUGGGUUUGACACAGAGAAGAACACCUACAAAACUCCAUCCUUGRCUCUGAAGUUGGGUCAUGGUCUUAAAAAUAUAGCAGAUAUUCUUGAGUGUGGUGCACAAAUGAAAGACACUGUUGAUGAACAAUUUAUUGACAGUGUGAGGAGGACCCGAAAUCUUCUGGAAAAAAAAGUGGGAUGUGCUUGUCUCAUCACGUGCAUUGCAGACUCUAAAAGAAGUAAAAUGGAACACUYCCCAGCUGCUUCCAUUUACUGAUGAUGUAAAGAAAAUGCACAUUUACCUUGAUGAGGCAAGACAAGAAUACCUGAGCAAACUCACUGAUAAUCCAGACAAGAGAAACUGGUCAAAGCUUGCCAAAGUGACAUUGUGUGAGGUCAUCUUAUUCAACCGCAGAAGAGAAGGUGAAGUKUCAAAGAUGCCUCUGAAUGCAUUCACCCUUAGAGACACAUCAGAGGUGCACUCAGAUUUGGCAGAUGGACUUUCUGAGUUGGAACAGAGGCUUUGCCAACAUUUCAAGCGACUUGAAAUAAGAGGGAAAAGGAAUAGGAAAGUUCCUAUUCUCCUUACACCAAACAUGCUCUCCUCAAUGGAAGCAUUAGUUUCACAUAGGYGGGCCUGUGGUGUGCCAGAUGCAAACCCAUAUUUCUUUUCAAGACCUGAGGCAGAGACUAAUUUAAGAGGAUCGGACGCCAUCAGAGAGAUCGCAAGAGAAUGUGGUGCCAAACAUCCAGAAACUUUGUCUUCAACCAAGUUAAGGAAACAAGUGGCAACACUAUGUACAUUGCUGAAUCUGAAAGACAAUGAAAUGGACACACUGGCAAAUUUCCUUGGUCAUGACAUCCGGGUCCAUAGGGAGUACUACAGACUCCCUGAAGGAAUGACAGAGUUGGCUAAAGUGAGCAAAGUACUGAUGGCCCUGGAACAAGGCCGACUAUCAGACUUUAAGGGGAUGACCAUGGACCAAAUCCAGAUCUCUCCUAAUGAGAAAGUGCCAGGAAAUAUGGAGGACGAGGUGUCAUCAGAGGAAAAAGAGAAGGAUUCAUCUUUCUGCUCUUCUCCUGAAUACUCUUUAAGAUCCAGAAGGAAUCAGUCAACAGCUGAAGAGCUGAGUUUCGGAUGUGCACCCAAAGGGCCAACAACAUCAAAACAAAAACAGCAGAUUGACUCGGACUACACUGUGGCAG